AUGGUCUCCGGCCCCCAGACUCCCGCAUCCACCCGCACGCAAUGGAUCGUCUACGCCGUUGCGAGCGGCGCCUGCGCGGCAUUCAACGGCGUCUUUGCAAAGCUUACAACCACGGAACUCACGUCCACCCUGGCCCAUAAGCUGGCCACCGUCUUGUCGCUCUCCUCGCACGAGAACAUUGUAGAAGUUGCUGUCCGCGCCAUCUUCUUCGGUCUGAACCUCGCAUUCAACGGCAUUAUGUGGACGCUCUUCACCCAGGCCCUUGCAAAGGGGACGUCCACCACACAAGUCAGCAUCAUCAACACGUCUACCAACUUCAUGCUCACUGCGCUGCUGGGGCUGUUUAUUUUCGCAGAGGCCUUGCCCCCGCUCUGGUGGGCGGGCGCGUCGCUGCUGGUCGCUGGGAACGUGAUUGUCGGCAGGAAGGACGAGGACAGGGGCGAGGACACGCCCGGCGAGGUUGGGCCGGAGGAGCGGAGCGACGAGGCGAUUCCGCUUUUGAAAGAGGACGGCGAUGAGGAUGAGGACGUGGCUGAUUUGGGGGACUUGUCUAGGUAG
Molecule: messenger RNA, 558 nt
Organism: Metarhizium brunneum ARSEF 3297
Lineage: Eukaryota; Fungi; Ascomycota; Sordariomycetes; Hypocreales; Clavicipitaceae
Source: RefSeq, a predicted model, not a curated record